CAGACGUAACCUGUGCGAUCAAGAACUUUUUCGCUGUCCGAAAUUUGUGUUGUGUGAUUUCCUGCAGUGAUUUAUAGUGAUUGCCAUGAGUUUGGAAUUAAAAAACUCGCAUCCCUUUAUAGAUGGAUUAAAAAAUGCCCCGGAAAAUAGGAAGAAGGACAUGAUAAAAAUUAAGACAUGGAUGAAUACCCAACCCCACCUUCCAACGAUAUCGGACGAGUACAUAUACCUAUUUCUGCACGCUUGUUACUACCAACAUGAAAAAACAAAAAGCGCAAUCGAACAGUACUUCACAAUUCGAGCCAACAACCCAAUGAUUUUUGCCGACAGAGAUCCAGAAUCAGAACGAAUGAAGGUCAUUAUGGACCUAGCACACUUGGUGAGGCUCCCAAAAUCGACCCCUGAGGGAUACCGCGUCCUCUUGUACAGCGUCAGGGAUCCUGAUCCAACCAAAGUGAAUUUUGCAGAUGCUGUCAAAGGUUUUUGCAUGUACAAUGACUGUAUUUUAUCUGAAGAUGGAUUAGCCGAAGGGUACGUUGUCCUUUUCGACAUGAAGAGCGUUUGCAUAGGCCACCUUGCCAGAGUCAGUUUGCCAGCUUUAAAGUGUUUUAUGAUGUACAUUCAGGAGGCUCAUCCUUGCAGACUAAAAGGAAUCCACGUUCUCAACACUGCCAAUUGGAUAAACCAUGUAAUGAGAUUGGUUGUUCCUUUAGUAAAGUCAGAAGUGUUGGCCUUAGUUAAAUUUCAUAAAGGUUGCGUUCCUGACACAAUUCCAAUAGAGAUUCUGCCCAUGGACUACGGCGGUGAAGCGCCAUCUGUGGACGAUCUGGACAAGGAUACCAAAUGCUUGACGAGGAAGUACACCGAUUGGCUGAUAGAAUCGUCGAAAAUCGUCGCGGACGAAUCAAAACGCGUGAAAAAAGCCUCGUGGUGGGGACUAUUGACGGGCAGCAAUUCGCCCCAAAAAAUGGACGAAAAAACCAUCCUGAAGAAUUUACAAAUCGACUAG
Brassicogethes aeneus is the source of this 1009-nucleotide messenger RNA. Lineage: Eukaryota; Metazoa; Arthropoda; Insecta; Coleoptera; Nitidulidae. The record is from the annotation of a GenBank genome assembly.